UGUUCACAUUGAGAAGGGAGCCGCCAUGUUGAUUUGAUGUCACUUGCUGAACUCAGCGUUAUAGCUCAGCUCGGUUUAUACGCGCGCUCCAGUCACGGCGGCGCGCCGGCUGAACAUGGCGGAAGUCGAAGGAGAAGAGAUUCGUGGCGCUCCUCCGUGCCCGGUAACGUUACCCGCGGCGUCUCGAAACGGCUCCGGGGGUCAGAUGCUAACGGCGGGACCACGCAUCGUUCGGAUUAUUAAGUCGGAGUCGGGCUACGGGUUUAACGUCCGCGGUCAGGUUAGCGAAGGCGGCCAGCUGCGCAGCAUUAACGGCGAGCUGUACGCACCUCUGCAGCACGUCAGCGCCGUGUUACCCGGGGGGGCGGCGGACCGAGCCGGGAUAUCCAAAGGAGACCGAAUCCUGGAGGUGAAUGGCGUGAGCGUGGAGGGCGCUACACAUAAGCAAGUGGUGGAUCUGAUUCGCACUGGAGAGAAAGAGCUGGUGCUUGCUGUCCUGUCUGUGCCACCACAGGAAGUAGAUGGUCUCGACUCUGGAGAGGAUGGCUCAGCUUCUCCUAAUUAUGACUUCAGUGACAAGCAGGCUGUGCCCGUCUCCAUCCCCACCUACAAGCAUGUGGAGCAGCAUGGAGAAAGAUUUGUUGUAUAUAAUAUCUAUAUAUCUGGCAGACAGUUAUGCUCAAAGCGCUACCGGGAAUUUUCCAUUCUGCACCAAAACCUGAAGAGAGAGUUUGCCUCCUACACAUUUCCCAAACUUCCAGGGAAAUGGCCUUUCUCUCUCUCUGACCAACAGUUGGAUGCCCGUAGGAGAGGCCUGGAGGAAUACUUGGAAAAAGUGUGUUCAGUGAGGGUCAUUGGAGAAAGUGACAUUAUGCAAGAGUUCCUCUCCGAGUCAGAUGAGAACUAUAAUGGUGUGACCGAUGUGGAGUUGCGAAUUGCACUGCCAGAUAAGACCACCAUUUCAGUUCGAGUGCGUAAAAACAGCACCACUGACCAAGUCUACCAGGCCCUAGUGAUGAAGGUUGGCAUGGACAGCAUCAUGGCCAGUUACUUUGCCCUUUUUGAAGUGAUAAACCAUACCUUUGUUCGUAAAUUGGCCUCUAAUGAGUUCCCCCACAAGCUCUAUGUGCAGAACUACACGUCGGCAGUGCCAGGAACCUGUCUGGCCCUACGCAAGUGGCUCUUCAGCAUAGAGGAGCAAGAGCUUCUCCAGGAAAAUCCUCUAGCUCUGCAUUACUGCUUCCACCAGGCUCAGGAUGAUGUGAAGAAGGGAUUCAUCAAAGCAGAGGAUAAGUCCUAUCAGCUUCAGAAGCUAGCCGAGCAGAGAAAGAUGGCCACGUAUCUGAAUUUGCUACGCACAUGUGAGGGCUAUAAUGAAGUUGCGUUCCCCCAUUGCUCGUGUGAUUCACGGAGGAGAGGUCAUGUGAUUGCUGCUGUCAGCAUUCACCACUUCAAACUUCACGCUUGCACUGAAGAUGGAACGAUAGAGAACCAGGUUAUAGCUUUCGAAUGGUCUGAGAUGCAGAGGUGGGACACGGACGAGGAGGGAAUGGCUUUCUGCUUUGAAUAUGUACGAGGGGAGAAAAAGCCUCGCUGGGUCAAAAUCUUCACUCCUUAUUUUAACUACAUGCAUGAGUGCUUUGAGAGGAUUUUCUAUGAGCUCAGCUGGAGGAAAGAGGUGGAAGAGGAGGCGUCCGACAAAGACAACAAGAAUUGCAAUGAGUACCUCCCUCCUUUGGAACAACAGAAGGGAUGGCAUCACCUAGGGAAAGAAAUCAUCACCUCUUAGGAAGACCUUUCUCUGGACACCAGCAUAAACUGACCUGGACCACCAUACUAGAACAAAAUAAUAAUAAUAAUAAUAAUUUACAACAACCAUGUUACCAGAGCAACAACCCAGGCUCUUUUGAGCUGCAGAGGACUCUGUAGUCCUGCCACCAUCUCCUUGGCAACUGAGAAUGAUUUCCAGGGUGACACACAUUUAUGACUAAAUAAGGGUUGUUUUGCUACAGAUGAACAGCACAUUAAAGUAUUGUGGUCAUGACAUCAGUAGAUAAAAGAUCUCCUUAUAAAUUUACAUUGUGUAAAUAUAAAUGCAAAGAAUCUGCUAGUAGUACUGGAAACACUCUCGUUUUCUGAUUGGCCAGUCACUAUUGCAGCGCAAGACACCAUAAAUUAAAAAAGAGCCUGUUGUUAACAUUCAUCAUUUUUACAGAAUAGUUGCCAUGAUUGAGUCUCGAGUUCCAAGGCCACUAUAUCUUUAGCCAGCAGAUUUGGAUUGGAUAGUAUGGAACUUGAGUAAGUAAAGUAGGUUUGAGGUUUGGACAUAAAAAUAGUUUAAAAAGCGUUUUAUUACAUCACUAAAUUGCACUAACUCCAAGGAUUAAUCUUGAACAGUGCUUGGAAAGGUAUUUGUUGGCUGUUAACUUCUCCUUAUGAAGCAUGUGGUUAAGUUACAUUAAACUUUUUUCUGAUGGCGAUUAAUCAGAUGCUUGGUAAAGGUAGUACUGGUUGGAGGCUUAAAGACAUAGGAUUGAAUGCAUGGGAUUGAAUGUCUGACCUGAAAGUAAAUGGCUGUUCCAUAUUUGAUUCUACUCUCAACUGGAAGUUUUGGUAAGCUGGCAAUAAAAACAUACUAGGAUGUUGCCUGAAAGUUAGGAGCUAUAGGAUGUUGAGGUGCAGUGCUCUCUUCCUAUAGGGGGCAGCAGUGCUAUACACAAAUGAAAAUCUGUCCCUGCUAUAACAUGAACUGUGUAAGAAUGCAAGGAGAAAGUUUGAACAAUUUUCAUUGUAUUUAACUAAUUUUCAGCUCUUUGUACUGUGUGUGUAUAUGCGUGUCUGUACAGGAGCAAACGAGUGUGAGUCCAAAUGAUAUAGUGAGGUUUAAUCCUUAUUGAGUGGUUAAAAGAAGGAUCUUCUAGACUCUUCAGAGCAAUGGUUCCCUGGGGAUUCAGUAAUUCACCAUGAGGAGGGAAAUGCAUGCAGUCCAUUAACUAUGUCAGGAGUGCAGCAAGAGAUUGAGAGAAAAGAAGGAGACUAUUAUAGAUACAAGUGGUCUAUUUCAUUAAAGUACCACUGCUUUGCUGAUUUGCAUAGAAAACUAGAGGUAAUCUGAAUCUCAUGGAAACACCAUGUAGUAUAUAGCAGGUUAAUUCGGUAUUUAGAAGUAAAAAAAAAAUCUUUCUUGAUAAAUAUUUCUCUCAUUCCUUCCCUCCUUCCCAGAGGUUGGCUGUGAAUGUGCGAGGCUGUGUUUUCGGUGUAUAAGUGGGUCAGUGUAUGUGUCUGCUCCAUAGUGCUUCCCUCUACUAGAAGAGAUAAAAUAGGAAUGAACCCCCUCACCAUACAAAUCCUACUUCAGCAAAUCUGAAAGACUCCUUAGCAGCCCAGUGUUAAUGCAAUUGUACCUGCUGUACCUGUGCGUGCACGUCUUCAUCCAUAAAUGUCCCAUUGUUUGGCAGCAUAAUAUGUCAGCUUAGAUUCCAUGCUAAACUAAGGUAUAUUUUUCAUUUUAAAAAAAAGAAAAAGGAAACAAUAGGCAUAUAUUUGGUUGUUAUUGUGUAUUUGUCGUAAUAUUAACCAGCGCUACACAAAGUAGGCUGUAUGUUUCUGUGGUCAUUCAAAACGUCCAAGAACAUAUGCGAACAUAAUGUAUUUGCGAGGCAAUUGAUUUCUUUUUCCACCAUAUGGAGUUGAACUUUGCAGCUGAAAUGUUGCUUGAAAUACGAAAGGAAAACAGCAGGCUGAUAGAGAACUUGUAAUUAUGAAAUUUAAAACUUUCUAAUUUUUAGAUCAUAUUUAUAUAUUUUUUGUUUUGCAUGACAUGUUGGAGGGUUGUGUCAGGUGAUGAGCUGGUCUGAAAAUGCAUUUGUCUUUGUGCGUUUUUCUUGUAAGUUUAUUGCUUAUGUGUCCUCUUGACAAAGCAUUCACUGUAGCACUGUAGACUGAAAUGAUUAAUUUAUUAUUUUCCUGUUUAAUCAGAGUUAAUUAAGCCUAUUUGUGAUAGGCAAUUGAACUGAGGCUCUUUUUAAGGCUUGAUUGGGAAGGGAUUUAAUUUAUAAGUGGAAAUGGAGAAACAGUGAUGCUUUAUUUCAUAUAGCUUCAUAAACAAAUAACAAUCAUGAUUGGUGAAUGAUAGUUUUAUAUCUAAAAUGUAUUAAGUUCACUAACCAAAAAAAGUUAUAAAAGCUUGGUUUGGAAAAAUGUAGAAUAAUUUUAAAUAAAACUGUAUUGAAUAUGAUUCUUUUCUCAG
Ictalurus punctatus (channel catfish) is the source of this 4249-nucleotide messenger RNA. It is a transcript of the gene snx27a, whose product is annotated as sorting nexin 27a. Lineage: Eukaryota; Metazoa; Chordata; Actinopteri; Siluriformes; Ictaluridae. The record is from RefSeq and is a predicted model, not a curated record. Gene Ontology annotation, biological process: intracellular protein transport; signal transduction. Gene Ontology annotation, cellular component: early endosome. Gene Ontology annotation, molecular function: protein binding; phosphatidylinositol-3-phosphate binding. The transcript is spliced from 13 exons. The coding region runs from base 116 to 1789 and encodes 557 amino acids.